Molecule: messenger RNA, 2091 nt
Organism: Malania oleifera
Lineage: Eukaryota; Viridiplantae; Streptophyta; Magnoliopsida; Santalales; Ximeniaceae
Exons: 4
Coding region: 8-1390 (460 amino acids)
Molecular function (GO): protein dimerization activity
Source: RefSeq, a predicted model, not a curated record
AGCUGCAAUGAAGGCAGGAGGAAAAUUAUUAAUGCAGAAGAGGCCCAAUCUCUAUUGGACAGCAUGUGCAGCUCAUUGCAUAGACCUUAUUCUUGAAGAUAUUGGUAAGAAAAGUAACGUGAAGAAGGUCUUAGAAGAUGCAAGAACAAUAACCUCAUUUAUUUACAACCACACAUGGACAGUGAAUUUCAUGAAGAAAUUCACAAAUAAUAGAGAGUUACUUCGCCCUGCCAUCACUCGAUUUGCCACAAAUUUCAUUGCUUUGGAGACUAUUGUCAGGCAUAAACAAGCACUAAGGGAAAUGUUUACAUCUGAUGCUUGGAAAAACUCAAGGUUUGGAAUGGCAAAAUCAGGCCCAGCAUAUGAUUCGAAGAAAAUUAUCUUAGGCAAAGAGUUUUGGCAAAAGGCCUCUGAUAUAAUUAAAGUGCAAGAACCCUUGGUGAAAGUUCUUAAAUUGGUUGAUGGUGAUGAAAAACCAACCAUGGGCUUCAUAUACGAGGCAAUUGAUAGGGCGAAGUUGGCCAUUCAAAAAGAUUGCCGGUUUUACAAAGACUAUUGGAAAAUUAUUGACAACCGGUGGAGUUUUCAGUUGCACCAAGAUUUGCACGCUGCUGGGUAUUUUUUGAACCCACAAUUUCUUUAUGGUGCCCCACCCUCUCCUGAAGUUGCUAGAGAAGUCAUGGAUGGAGUUAAAAAAGUGAUAACCAAGUUGGUACCCGAUAUAGAUACUCAAAUUCGGGCUAUUAAUCAAUUGUUGCUAUAUCGAGAUAGGCAAGAGACUUUUGGAACCCCGUUGGCUCAAAGGGCAGUAAAACAAACAAAUCCUGCUGAAUGGUGGAUUCAUUAUGGCUUGUGUGCUCCUGAGCUCCAAAGAAUAGCAAUUAGAGUUCUUAGCCAGACCACAUCAGCUUCGAACUGUGAGCGUAAUUGGAGCACCUUUAGCCUCAUCCAUACGAAAACAAGAAAUAGAUUAAAGUACAUGAGACUACAAAAACUUGUUUUCGUACAUUACAACAUGAGGUUAAAGUUAAGACGUACAAUGAGAAGAAGCCAACGAGAAAUUGAAGAGGGUUUCAAUCCUAUCAAUUUGGAUUACAUUUUCGAAGAAGAUGAUCCUUUAAGUCAAUGGUUAGAGGAGAGAGAGACACCACUACUCGACGGUCAGGACAAUUCAAAUUGGUUAAAUGAAGAGGUUGGUGGUACUACAGAAGGAGGUGAUCAACCACCAAUAAACGCGCAUGAUGAUUCAAGUUCAAGUCCUGAACGCACACAAAGUGAUGACAAUCUUGGUUUGAGCCCACCAAGUGAUGAUGAUGGUAAUAGUGGUGCUGGAGCUGGGGUUGGGGGGGGGUGGCAGUGGUGGUGGUGGAGGCGGCGGUGUAGAAUAUAAUUAUGGAUAUGAUACAGGGACAUCAUUUGGAAGGGAUAUAUAUCCUUCUGAUCCUUAUGGACUACAUGACAUACCUGAAAAUUAUGACUUGGGUAUUCCUCCAGGGAACCAAUCUUCACAACCCAGGAGAAGGAGUGCUCGUGGUGACCCUAGCGAUUCUACUGAAGAUUCAUAUGGUGUGGUUCGUAGUUUUGGCGACUUUGGUUUAGAUGGUUCAUCAUCACAAUCAUAUGGAUCUCAUCCAGCAUAUCCACAUUAUGCAUCUCGUGACUCACAUUUUUAUCCCAGUGGAUCAGGAAUCUCAGGAUCUAGUGAGUCUUCUUCUACACACUACCCAGAGCCAGCCCCUGCCCCAACUUAUAGACAUUAUUCAGGAGAAUUUUCAUCACCAGUACAUUUUCAAGAGCAACAACAAAAUGACGCAAACUUGGGUUCAUUUAACUAUGUAUUUCCACAAGGAUGGGGAGAUAAUUUCCCAUCCCAAUCUCAAGAUACAGAUGCAAAUUAUGAAGACCCUCCACGUCAUUCUUUUUGGUGGUGACAUGAGUUAUGUUAUAAAUUUGUAAUAUUGUAUUCAUGUAUUUUCAACUAUUUAUUGAUAUUUGAUAUUAAUCACUUUUUAAAUUCAUGUAUAUGUAAUCACUGUAAUGUGUAUAUUGAGUAUUAAGUCUAUUGAGUAUUGAUUCAUUUUUAGUAACUUU